Molecule: messenger RNA, 2048 nt
Organism: Diaporthe batatas
Lineage: Eukaryota; Fungi; Ascomycota; Sordariomycetes; Diaporthales; Diaporthaceae
Exons: 3
Coding region: 355-1890 (511 amino acids)
Molecular function (GO): oxidoreductase activity, acting on paired donors, with incorporation or reduction of molecular oxygen; heme binding; iron ion binding
Source: RefSeq, a predicted model, not a curated record
CACAGUACUUCCAGCCGGUUUCAUGCAUGCUUACGGUUGCUGAUAGGUUGGGUUGAUUGAUUACUGCCUGCUGGGUCGUACCAGCCAAGACUCGCACAGCCUACGCGGCAAGUACCCGGGUAGGUGACAGCAUUUGGGGGCCGUUGGUAGACUACUUUCUGCCCACGAAUGAUAUGUGAGACCUGAUACCAUCGAUGCACGUUUCGCAAACCUGGAUGCCGUGGGCCUUCUCCCUCAGUGGUCCCGCUUGAUCGAUAUCGUAACUUCUUCUCCCUUAGUUUCCCCUCGCUUUCACUGGCCUCUCUGGCAAACAUUGCAACUCACAGUCCACGAUCCUUCCGCAGACUCUCCAAAAUGCCGUCCGGCGUCACAGCCGUCUUUUGGGGCGUUGGCUUCCUAUUUUUAGGGUUGCAGGUGCUGCUCAGGCUCACUCAGGAUGGCAAAGAACCGAAGGCAAUUGAGACGACCAUCCCCUUCCUCAGCCCCAUCAUCGCAAUGAUCCGAUACAAAGCCGACGUCUACACACGAUUGAUGGACAAGUAUGGCCUUCCGAUCUACACCCUGCGAAUGCCGGGUGCGCGGAUCUAUGUUGUUAAUUCGACGAACCUCAUCCCCGUUGUCCAACGACAAUUCCGCACUGUUGCCUUCACGCCUUUUGCUGCUCGCGCUUUUAAGUAUGCUAUGGGAGGAAGUAAGACCGCAAAUGACAUAAUGGCAACAGACAUGACGGAGGACCACGGCUACUUGAUGAGCUUUGACACGGCUAUUCAUCCAGCCGUUAGCCCCGGACCUGCACUCGAUGCCAUGAAUCGGGCGUCUGUUCGAGCUGUUGCUGUUUCUCUCGACAAGUUGAGAAGACAAAGCCCGAUCACAGUCGACAUGUACAAGUGGAUCCAGCAUGAGGUCUUGCUCGCCACUACAGACGCAGUGUAUGGGCCUCAGAAUCCAUACAGAAACCCGGCCAUGGAGGAAGCAUGGUAUAUCUAUGAGCCGAGAAUUACCACCUUUAUGCUCAAUCUCCUCCCUGCAAUCACAGCCAAAAGAAGCCUCAAGGCGCGGGAGUUAAUGGUGCAGAAUUUCGAGGACUAUUUCAAAGCUGGCGGUCAAAACCAGGCAUCUGAACUCGUUCGGCGAAGAUAUGAACACAAUGUUCAGAACCACCUUGCUAUCAGUGACAUUGCGAGAACCGAGAUCGGCGGUUCAUUUGCACUCCUCAGCAACACCAUUCCGGCCACAUUUUGGCUUCUCUGGCAGAUCCUUUCGGAUCCGACUUUAUUCAAGGACUGCCGUCAAGAACUGCUCGAAGGCGUUCAAGAGAGCGAGGGAGUUUGCAAAAUUGACGUGGACUACAUCAAGACCAGCUGUCCCAUCUUCUUGUCGACCUUUCAGGAAGUUUUCCGUUUCUACGGUAUCAACAACUCGGUCCGUAUGGUGCUGGAAGACCACAUGCUCGUUGGCCAGUACCUCCUCAAGAAAGGCAGCACCGUCAUGAUGCCAGCGCCUGUACAGCACAGUAUCCAAUCGGUCUGGGGCUCCGACGUCGCCAAGUUCAACCACAAGCGUUUUGUCCGCGCGCCUGGAUCCAAGCGACACAACCCCGUGGCUUUCCGUGGCUUCGGCGGCGGAACGACUCUAUGCCCCGGCCGACAUUUUGCUACAUGUGAGAUUCUGGCCUUCGCAGCUCUCACUGUCUUGCAGCUCGAAAUCAUGCCCGUGAGGGGGAAGUGGACCCGACCGUCAACUGAGAAGACGUCCAUGGCUGGUGCCAUUCCGACACCAGACCAUGACGUUAAGAUCACCGUCCGGCCAAUUGGUAGCCAGAGUUGGACUGCUGUUCUAUCUGACUCUGACAAGCCCAUCCCAAUUUCUGUCGAGGACAACGACGAGUAAGAUGGCGCGGCCUCAGGCGCCUGGGGAUCUCUUUGCCUUUGAGAAUACACACCGCCACAGUCUAGCAUAGUACUCGGGUAGUCUCACCGAAGUUUGUUUCUUUGCCCAUACAAGCGCAGACGCUCUGUGGCAGUGCUCUCGCAGUAUGGGUAAUUUUG